UCACCGCUCAGCGCUUAGCUGCCUCUUCUUAGCCGCCCUUCGAGAAGCGCCUUUGUGGCGUGACCGUGUCGCGCCACCGGAAAUGAACGCGCCGCAAUAAUUCGAAGCUGCCAUUUCGCCAGCAUUCCGCCGUGACACUGACAGCCUCUGAGCCUGGGAGACCGCCAUGUCCGCCGUCCAACAAAGGCCCCGCGCGUGUCCUUCCCAGCACGCCCCCUGGCAGGCUGCAGCCCACCCCCGAUCAUGGCCCUCCUCCGCGCCACCGACUCGCCUGAGUACACCGCCCGCACCCGCACGCCCUUCGCCCCGCCCCCGCCCUCACUCUCGAUCAAGGCCGUCCACGCAGCCGUACCCAAGCAUCUAUUUGCUCGAUCGACGCCAAGAUGUCUAUUCUAUGUCGGUCGCCACGUCCUCCUCACCUACUGCUUCUAUCUGUUCGCAACGCGCAUCGAUGUCCUCGUGGAGGUGUUGCUCGAUCGGUCUGGCAUGACGAGGGGAGGGCGCGUCGAGGAUGCGCUGCGAUGGCUUAUGUGGUGGACGUACUGGUUCUGGCAGAGCAUCGCGUUCAUGGGGAUCUGGACCCUCGGACACGAGUGCGGCCACGACGCGCUCUCGCCGAAGCCAUGGGUGAACGCGCUCCUCGGAAUGGGACUCCACACGUUCGUCCUCACGCCGUACUGGGCAUGGCGGGCGACCCACCGGUCUCACCAUAAAGGCACGAACAACCUCCACCGCGACGAGACGUACCACCCGCAGACGCGCGAGGAGUUCAACCUGCCGCCGGAAGAGAAGGCGAGUGCGAUCGACUACCACGAGAUGAUUGAGGAGACGCCGCUAUACACGCUUCGGAAGAUGGUCCUCCGGCAAUUCCUGGGCUUCCAGCUCUACUUGAUACAUAAUCGCAAGGGAAACCCGAAGUAUCCGCCUGGAACGAGUCACUACAAGCCGAGCUCGAAGCUCUUCCGGCCAGAGGAACGACACCUUAUCGUCGUCUCGGAUAUCCUGAUCGCGGGGAUGCUCGCGCUCCUCGGUGUCUGGGGGUGGAACUCGGGGUGGGGCACGGUGUGGAGGAUGUACCUCGUGCCGUGGCUGUGGGCCCAUAACUGGAUCGUGACGGUGACGUACCUGCAGCACUCGGACCCUACUGUGCCGUAUUACAGAGGCCAGUGGACGUUCCUCCGGGGCGCACUCGCGACGGUCGACCGGCCGAUCUUCGGCUGGGUCGGGCGGUUCUUCUGGCACGGCAUCGCGCACGACCACGUCGCCCACCACUUCUUCGUCGGGGUGCCGUUCUAUAACCUCCCUGACGUGACGGAGGCGAUCAAGCCCGUGCUCGGGGACUACUACUACUACGACUCGACGCCGACGCUCUACGCGCUCUGGCGGAGCUUCACGCAGUGCAAGUUCGUCGAGAGCACGGGCGACGUCGUGUUCUUCAAGAACAUGCGCGGCGAGGCCGUGCGGGGGUGCUCCGUCGCGGAUGUGUGUCCCGCGAAGGAAGCGGGUGUUGUUGAUGGUGCGAAGGAAGCGGCCGAGGCUGGAUUUGAAGGGGUGCAGGACGAGGAGGAUGUGAUGGGUGAAUGACAGAGGUGAUUCCAGGAAGUUGUUCUGUAUGUUGCUGAUCUAUGCUUGAAAUGCGAGUUUUGUCGGGCUGUACUACCAUUUGUUACAUAUGUCGGGUUCUCUAAGUGAAACUCCGUGGCAACGACAACUCGC
This is a messenger RNA of Fomitopsis serialis, 1716 nucleotides long. RefSeq names its product fatty acid desaturase-domain-containing protein. Gene Ontology annotation, biological process: lipid metabolic process. The record is from RefSeq and is a predicted model, not a curated record. The coding region runs from base 244 to 1584 and encodes 446 amino acids. NCBI's taxonomy places the organism in Eukaryota, Fungi, Basidiomycota, Agaricomycetes, Polyporales, Fomitopsidaceae. Gene Ontology annotation, molecular function: oxidoreductase activity. The transcript is spliced from 15 exons.